Molecule: messenger RNA, 528 nt
Organism: Heterobilharzia americana
Lineage: Eukaryota; Metazoa; Platyhelminthes; Trematoda; Strigeidida; Schistosomatidae
Source: the annotation of a GenBank genome assembly
AUGGUUGUUAAAAAGGAAGUUAAAGAGAAGGCUGGUAAUCCAAUGCGGGAAAUAAAAAUCCAGAAGCUUUGUGUGGAUAUAUGUGUCGGUGAAAGUGGUGACAGGCUGACCCGAGCCGCCAAAGUACUGGAGCAGUUAACGGGUCAGCAACCGGUUUUCAGUAAAGCACACAAAACUAUUCGGACAUUUUCAAUCAGACGUAAUGAAAAAAUUGCUGUACACUGCACUGUCAGAGGUCCUAAGGCGGAAGAGAUCUUGGAGAAAGGUCUGAAGGUGAGAGAGUACGAACUUCCAAAGUCCUGCUUCAGUAAGACUGGGAACUUCGGAUUCGGGCUAACAGAACAUAUCGAUUUGGGAAUAAAAUAUGAUCCUUCGAUCGGUAUUUAUGGGAUGAAUUUCUACGUCAUUUUAGGAAGACCGGGGCUGCGUGUUCGUUAUCGUCGAGUUGGUAACAGUCAUCAUGUUCAAAAGGAAGAAGCAAUGAAGUGGUUCCAGACUAAAUUUGACGGCAUAUUACUAAACAAAUAA